AUGGAUUGUCUCUCUUCUCUCUUUUUCUGCAUUCCUAGUCAAGGCGACACAGUUCACCAGCACAACGCAGCGCCCUCCGAAAAGGCCGUCAUCGCGAAGCAGCCUGUGCCGUACUCCGACGACGCGGCAGCUCAGUUUGUCGAAACGCUUCGCACUGCCGAAAAGCCUGGCAAAGAGCUCGAAAAUCGCCUGAAGCAGAUUGUCUCUGCCAACGGGUGGACGGAGAACUUGGCACAGUCCAUCCUCCACGGCCUUGAGAAGCUCUUGAAGGACGGCGCUGCGACGUCGUCUGCCAUGACGGAGGCCAUCGAGAAGGCCACCAAUACAGCCGAAGAAUUCUCCAAAGAGAAUCCGCACUAUACAGUUCUGAUUGCAGCGGGGACACUGAUUGCCCUGGGAGUCCUCAUCAUGCUUGCGCCGUGGGUGUUGGAGGCACUCGGCUUCGCUGCGAACGGUCCCCGACUGGGCAGUUUCGCAGCCGCAUGGAUGAGAUCGAUUGGGCGGGUUCCAAAGGGUUCCCUUUACGCCUGGCUGCAGCGCAUGGGGAUGACAUGGAAACAGAGUAUCACGACAUUAAAACGGUACCCCGCCAUGCUGCCCCGUCCCCGCCAUCAAGUUAGUCACCAUUCACCACUCACCACAUGCAAGGUGUCGUGUCUACUGACCCGACAUCCCACCAUGCCUCUCCCCACUUCCUCUGUCUUCCAGCCGUCCUCGGCCGACUUUGCCAAGUUUCCUUCUCGUCGAAGUGUAGUUCACAGCACCCAAGGAAUCGUCGCUUGUCCUCAGCCUCUAGCUGCGAAUUGCGGCCUCGAGGUCCUCCGAGCUGGAGGCAAUGCUGCUGUGACUGCCGGCCUCAACGUCACGGAGCCAUGUUCCACCGGAAUCGGUGGUGACAUGUUCAUUCUCUUCUACGAUGCGGCCACGAAGCAAGUAAAGGCAAUGAACGGGUCGGGCCGCUCAGGCGCCAAGUGUACCUUGGAGACCAUCCGCAAGGACCUCAACAUCCCCGACGGUACUGAGGGCAAGAUUCCCAUGUCCAGCGUUCAUGCCGCUACGGUUCCCGGAGCUGCGGCCGGAUGGGUCGAUACCGUCGAGAGGUUUGGUAGUAGGAAGCUCACUAUGAGCCAAAUCCUAGGGCCGGCCAUCAAGCUGGGAGAGAAAGGCUUUCCCGUCUCCGAGGUGGCAUCACACUCUUGGCAAGCCUCCGAAAAGUCGCUUCGGGCGGCCUCUCCCAAUUUCGCAGAGAUGCUCAAGAAGGAUCCCGCCGCAAAGGAUGGGGUCAGAGCGCCUCGACCGGGCGAGAUCAUGAAGGUCCCUGAACUGGCAAAGACAUUCCGAACUCUAGCCACCGAGGGCAAGAAGGGCUUCUACACCGGUCGCAUUGCGGAGGAGUACGUAAAGGUGGUGCAGGACCUCGGAGGCCACCUGGAACUGGCCGAUCUCGAGCACCACUUGCAGCAGGGCAGCGAGCCGGUCGAGCCCAUAUCGGUCAAGUUCCGAGGCCAAGGACUCACCAGCGAGGGCAAAGACGAAGGAGUCGAGCUCUGGGAGCACCCGCCGAAUGGACAGGGCAUUGUUGCUUUAAUGGCGCUAGGUAUCGUCCAGGAGCUGGAGAAGCAAGGUAAGAUCCCCAAGUUCGGACCCGAGGACUUCAACACAACGCUAUACCUCCAUGCCAUUAUCGAGGCUCUUCGCCUCGCCUUUACAGACGCCAGCUGGUAUGUCACCGAUCCGAAUAUCACAAAGGUCCCGACAGAGGGAUUGAUCUCUCCGGAAUACCUGGGUGAGCGGGCCAAGCUGUUCAACCCUUCCAAGGCACAUGACCCAGUGGCUCACGGAAACCCGCCAUUCGCCUCACCAGCCCUUCAAAGCAGCGACACGGUCUAUUUCACAGUCUCUGAUGCCGCCGGCAAUGCUGCGUCGUUUAUCAACUCCAACUACGGCGGCUUUGGCACGGCCAUCAUUCCCAAGGGUUGUGGGUUCACGCUGCAGAACCGUGGUGCCAACUUUUCACUCUCCGCGGAACACCCCAACAAGCUCGAGCCCCGAAAGAGGCCCUACCACACAAUCAUCCCGGGAAUGGUAACGAACCUCAGCGACGGAUCCCUGCACUCCUCCUUUGGCAUCAUGGGCGGUUUCAAUCAGCCGCAGGCUCACCUGCAAGUGCUUCUUGGUCAGGUCGUUGCGAAGCUCAACCCGCAACAGGCUCUCGACGCCCCGAGAAUAUGCAUCGGGGCCGGUAUGCCAGAGCACGGAGGGGUGCUCGACUGGACGGUCAACGUGGAGGAGGGAGUCGCGGAGGAGACUGUCGAGGGACUGAGGAAGUUAGGGCACAAGGUGGUCGUUCUCAAAGACUGGAAGAGGGGCAUGUUUGGCCGGGGCCAGAUCAUCCGAUACACUGUUGACCCAGUCGACAAGACGCCGCUCUGGUCGGCAGGAAGCGACAUGAGGGCGGACGGAGCCGCAUAUCCUUUGUAG
Ilyonectria robusta is the source of this 2481-nucleotide messenger RNA. RefSeq names its product gamma-glutamyltranspeptidase-domain-containing protein. Bases 1 to 2481 code for a protein of 826 amino acids. The record is from RefSeq and is a predicted model, not a curated record. NCBI's taxonomy places the organism in Eukaryota, Fungi, Ascomycota, Sordariomycetes, Hypocreales, Nectriaceae. Gene Ontology annotation, cellular component: membrane. The transcript has 6 exons.